Strongylus vulgaris is the source of this 519-nucleotide messenger RNA. NCBI's taxonomy places the organism in Eukaryota, Metazoa, Nematoda, Chromadorea, Rhabditida, Strongylidae. The record is from the annotation of a GenBank genome assembly.
AUGUAUACCGAGGAUAGCGAGGAAGCUGCAGCCAGCGCUCGUCGACAGCUACAAUGGUUUUUGGAUCCAUGUCACGAAUCGUCUACGAACGAGUCUUCAAGCCAGUUUUUGGAAAAUUUCAGAGAAGACCAUAUAAGAUGUGAUGAUGUGGAAAUCCUUAACAGAGCUGGAGAUGGCUAUGUCGAACGACAUUGUCAUAACGAGGAAUUACCGGAUCAAUCACCAUUCCUCCGUCGGAUCUCUUAUGAGGAUAUGCACUGCUCUUGUUUGAUAAAAUGUGCUGACGGCACAGAGUUUUUUCGAUAUGCCGGUUGUCAUUGCCCACAUGACGAAUUUUUUCUACCUGAAGCGGGAUGUCUUGAUCCGGAUUGCAUAUGGAAAACUGAUGAUAGGCAGCGAUGGACUAUCACAAAUGUUACAGGUUCUCGCGCAGCCUUUGCCUCUAUAACUCUACCUCCAGGAAACGGUUCUGCAUCUCUGUAUAGCCCAUAUUAUCAACAGAUCUCAAUUCAGGUCUGA